Messenger RNA from Ananas comosus (pineapple), 787 nucleotides. RefSeq names its product zinc finger A20 and AN1 domain-containing stress-associated protein 6-like. The transcript has a single exon. Gene Ontology annotation, molecular function: zinc ion binding; DNA binding. The record is from RefSeq and is a predicted model, not a curated record. NCBI's taxonomy places the organism in Eukaryota, Viridiplantae, Streptophyta, Magnoliopsida, Poales, Bromeliaceae. Bases 159 to 599 code for a protein of 146 amino acids.
GGGAUUCGGGAUUUGGGAUUCGGGAUUUGGGAUUUGGAUCUAUAAAAAGGUGGUUGAGGCCCUCGAUCGAGGGAGAGAGACGAAGGAGAAGAAGAGAUCGAUCGAUCGCGAAUUAGGGUUUUCUUUUGUUUUGGUGCUUGUUAUCGGCGGAGCGUGAGAUGGAUCAAGAGAGGACGAAGCGCGAAGCGAAGGAGACGGAGUUCCAAGCCCCCAAGGACCCGAUCCUCUGCGCCAACAACUGCGGCUUCUUCGGAAACCCCGCCACCGACGAUCUCUGCUCCCGGUGCUCCAAACUCCGCUUCCUCACCGAAUUGAAGAAGAGCAAGGGAAGAGGUGUUGAUGGUAGGGGCGUCAAAUCCGAGCCCGCGUGCGAAGCGUCGAGAGAAGCUCCGCGCUCUAGCAAGCCGGAGAACCGCUGCAGCUUCUGCAACAAGAAGAUCGGGUUGCUGGGGUUCACGUGCCGAUGCGGCGACGUGUUCUGCUCCGUUCACCGGUAUUCCGACAAGCACAAUUGUGGAUUUGAUUACAGGGGAGCCGCGCAAGCCAAGAUCGCCAAGGCGAAUCCGCUCGUGAAGGCCGAUAAGGUCGAUAAGAUAUGAUGAUAGGUUAGUGCUAUGCGAUUAUGCUUCGUUGUGAUUAUUAUUAUUGGAAUUAAGCUUUCAGGGUACUUCCAUUUAUUCAAUUCUGUACAGAUUGCUCAGUAGCAGAAAUUAUAGCUGGGUUAUUCUUAAUUGCAAGUAAAAACUGCUCGUAAUGAACUUUAAUUCUCUACUUUUAUAAUGUUCAA